Messenger RNA from Sordaria macrospora k-hell, 1569 nucleotides. RefSeq lists its product as uncharacterized. The record is from RefSeq and is a predicted model, not a curated record. Gene Ontology annotation, biological process: sexual sporulation resulting in formation of a cellular spore; regulation of conidium formation; conidium formation. Gene Ontology annotation, cellular component: plasma membrane. Lineage: Eukaryota; Fungi; Ascomycota; Sordariomycetes; Sordariales; Sordariaceae.
AUGGAGGACAAGCCAUACACAUCCCCCGUCGAGGAGAAGCCCUCAACGGCAGGGAUCACAGUCACGAUCGAGACCACAACCACACCAAACCCACCUACAACCUCCAGCGGAAGGCCGCAGUUCGGCCAUACCAGGCAGAAUGACUCCGUCUCAUCCACCUUCUCCCAAGCUUCCGCCAUCUCCACAUCAUCAACCAACUCGGAAAAGCCUCUCAUUGUCAACGAGAAGCGGCUCACGUACCAGUCAACAUGCCCAACUAUUGUCGACCUCGAGGCCCAGACCGAGGAGGAUGACUACAAGCAGAAGCCGUUGGGGCGUGUCCGAUACACGAUCCUCACCAUCUACCGUCGUCUGUUCACGAUAGCCUUCAUGGGCAACGCCAUUGCCUUUGUCAUCAUGAUGAUCAAGGGUGCCACGCCCAUGGACCUGGUCAACGCUUCUGCCGUCAACAUCGCUGUCUGCGGCUUGUGCCGUCAACCCCUUGUCAUCAAUGCCCUCUUCCUCAUCUUCGGUUCCAUCCCCAGAUCUGCACCCAUCAGGAUCCGCCGCUUAGCUUGCAAGGUCUUCCACUUUGGCGGCGUCCACAGCGGGACAGGCGUGGCAUCGGUAGUCUGGUACAUUGGCUUUGCGGCUUUGUACACGUAUGACUACAGGCCAUCAGUCAUCAACACCACCGUUCUAACCUUCGUCUGGGCCGUCCUAGGCUUCCUCCUCUCCAUCGUCAUCGUCGCCUACCCCACGUUCCGCAUGAGGCUACACGACUACUUCGAGCUGACCCACCGCUUCGCGAACUGGAUCAUCCUCGUCCUCUUCUGGAUCCUUCUCAUCUUGCUCGGCGCCCAGGAAGCCAGCAUCGGUCACUUCCUCGUCCAUCUCCCUGCCUUCUGGAUCCUCAUCGUGCUCACCGUGGCCACCAUCCACCCGUGGCUCAUGCUCCGCAAGAUCGAGGUCAAGCCCGAGCCUCUCUCGGCCCACGCCAUCCGCCUUCACUUCAACCACACUGAAGUCGUCUUCGGCCAGGGCAUCUCUGUCGCCAAGCACCCGCUCAAGGACUGGCAUUCUUUCGCCUGCUUCACCGACAAAUUCGACAGCCCCGACACCAAGUUCUCGUGCAUUGUCUCCAAGGUCGGCGACUGGACCAAGUCCACCAUCAACGAUCAGCCCACCCACCUCUGGAAACGCGGCGUGCCCACCUACGGCUUCGGCUACGUUCUGCGCAUGUUCCCCAAGAUCAUCGUCGUCACCACCGGUUCCGGCAUCGGCCCUUGCCUCUCCUUCAUCGAGGACGCCAACAGGCCUGACAUGCGCGUCAUCUGGCAGACCAAGUCCCCCCUCAAGACCUACGGCCAGCGCACCCUGGACCUCGUACACAGGAUGGACAGCAACCCCGUCAUUCUUGACACCUCCAUCACCGGCCGCGUGGACAUGUUGCCCAUCGUUCUCCGGUUGUUCAAGGAGUUCAACGCCGAGGCGGUCUGCUGCAUCAGCAACCCCAUGAUGACCAAGAAGAUUGUGCAUGGGUGCGAGAUGAGAGGCAUCCCGGCUUAUGGCCCCAUCUUUGACAGUUAA